This is a messenger RNA of Aureobasidium musti, 702 nucleotides long. NCBI's taxonomy places the organism in Eukaryota, Fungi, Ascomycota, Dothideomycetes, Dothideales, Saccotheciaceae. The record is from the annotation of a GenBank genome assembly.
AACAUCCUCUUUGCAUCCGCACGCGCCGCCCUCGCAUUGGCUGCUCCUGUCAACGACAUCAAGAAGCGUAGUGAGACCAUCACUGACAAUCAAACCGGCAACUACGGCGGUUACUACUUCUCCAAUUAUGUCGAGACUGGCGCCGACACUUUCACCAUCGGGACUGGCACAUACAAUCUGCAAUGGACCAGUGCCAAUACUGACGUCGUUGCUGGUAUUGGUUGGCAGACUGGUGCAGCUCGGCCAGUUACAAUCAACUACUCCGGAUCCAUUGAUGCAAAUAACGACAGCCUGGUAGCUCUCUACGGAUGGACUACUGGACCUCUUGUCGAGUACUAUGUCAUCGAGACCUUCGGCACUUACAAUCCUGGUAGCGCUGGAACUCAUCUAGGCACUGUUACUACUGACGGCGGCGUUUACGACAUUUACGAGACCACUCGUACCGACGCACCCUCAAUCCAGGGAACUGCCGCAUUUCACCAGUACCUCUCCGUGCGCCAGAGCAAGCGUACCAGCGGUACCAUCACCUUCCAGAACCACAUCAACGCUUGGGCGUCUUUGGGCUUGGUGAGUCCGAUUCAGACCUGCAUCAACUGUAGUUGGGCUGACGAUGUUCCAGNNAACCUUGGUACUUUCAACUACCAGAUCAUGGCUACUGAGGGCUACGAGAGCAGCGGUUCUUCUUCCGUUACCAUUUUCUAG